ACCUCUCAAAAUCAUAUUCUUUCUGGAGGUUAAUUUGCUUUCCCCCUUGACAAUGUCUCUCUCCAUCUUCCUCCUAUGGCUGGUCAGCACUCCCUUGUUGGUCCAUUCUUCCCCUGAUCAGCCUAGAGGUCUGUUGAUAACCUGCGGCUCCUCGGUUAAACAAACUGUACCCGACACCAAAGUCACGUAUAUCCCUGACGAUGGCUUCACAUUAGUCGGAAACAAAACAGCUCUUAAGAACAAAGAUUUGCUGCCCGUAUUGACAACAUUGCGAUACUUUCCUGACAAGUCAGCCAGAAAAUAUUGCUACAAAUUCCAAGCAAUUAAAGGAGGGAAAUAUCUAGUGAGAACUAUCUACUAUUAUGGAGGUUUUGAUGGAGGGAAAGAGCCGCCGGUGUUUGAUCAGAUCAUUGGAGGGACUAAAUGGAGCAUUGUUAAUACCACGGAGGAUUAUGCAAAUGGACUGACUUCAUUUUAUGAGAUUAUUGUGGUUGCCCCUACCAAAACCCUGAGCGUUUGCCUUGCAAGAAACACGCACACGGCUUCCAGCCCUUUUAUAUCAGCUAUUGAAGUGAUUACUGUUGAUGAUUCUAUGUAUAAUUCCACAGAUUUUGCUAACUAUGCGCUUGUUACUGUGGCAAGAGGUGCCUUUGGAAAUGAGGACAGCAUCAGCUUUCCAGAUGAUCCACAAUAUCGGUUGUGGCAACCAUUCAAGGACAAUAACUCCUUUGUUUCAAGCCAAUCCAGUGUAAGCACUUCAGAAUUUUGGAACAAGCCACCAGCCAAGGCAUUUGAAACGGCAAUCACAACAAGCCCAGGGAAGAAACUUGAAGUCCAGUGGCCACCUCUGUCACUUCCAAGCACCAACUAUCACAUUUCAUUGUAUUUCCAGGACAAUCGAAAACCGAGCACAAAUAGCUGGAGAGUCUUCAGUGUUUCAGUAAAUGGGAAGACUUUCUACAGUAAUCUCAAUGUCACAACUGAUGGUGUAACUGUGUAUGCAUCGCAAUGGCCUCUAUCUGGGCAGACACAGAUCAGCCUGACUUCUGACACUAAAAGUUCUGUUGGGCCCCUAAUCAAUGCUGGUGAAGUCUAUCAGAUUCUGCCUCUUGGUGGAAGAACUCUUACAAGAGAUGUGGUGGUUAUGGAAGAAUUGGCGAGAAGCUUCGACAACCCACCACCUGAUUGGACAGGUGAUCCAUGCCUGCCCCGGGAGAACUCAUGGACAGGAGUUACUUGUUCUAACGAUGAAAUGGCUAGAGUUGUCUCUAUGGAUCUUACAAACUUUGGGCUCUCUGGCGUUCUGCAUCCAAGUAUAGAUAAUUUAACUGCUCUCCACCAUCUUUGGUUAGGUGGGAAUCACAUCUCUGGUUCCAUCCCAGAGAUGAAUUCAUUGGGUCGGCUUGAAACUCUGCAUUUGGAGAACAACGAUUUUACAGGGCCAAUCCCCAAAGCGUUAGGCAAACUUGGGAGUCUACGUGAGAUAUUGCUUCAGAACAACAAUCUUGAUGGUCCGAUCCCUGAAGCACUACGAGGAAAAAAGGGCAUAAAUCUUCAGGUGUCCCCUGGAAAUAAUCUAUCAGCAUAAUGCUAACAAAGAAGGUUACAAGAGAGAGUAACAAAAGUUUCAGCACCAAGCAUAAGAUUGCAUUGGGACUACUGGGAAGUGGGAACCAACUGCAGCAGGAGGACAGUGGAGAGAGAUCCAUCGGCUGCUUUGUUUCUUGCGGGAAGCUCUUAGAUAUUUCUGUGUGUCUGAUCUCACCUUGUAAUUAUGCAAUGCUAGAAUUGCUUGGUCUUGAUAAAUCAAAAUUGAGCUGAGGAACAUACUGUAACUGUACACAAAAAUCCUGUAUACAGUAAAAAACGUACUGCUUGCAUUA
Theobroma cacao (cacao) is the source of this 1883-nucleotide messenger RNA. Its product is annotated as Leucine-rich repeat (LRR) family protein. Lineage: Eukaryota; Viridiplantae; Streptophyta; Magnoliopsida; Malvales; Malvaceae. The record is from RefSeq and is a predicted model, not a curated record. Gene Ontology annotation, molecular function: protein binding.